CGAACUUUGAACCCGAGAUUAUUCGAAACCUAGAAGCGUACACGACUUGUUUGAUAAUAUAGUUCGCGCAUUUGGGUGGUGCUGCGAAGUCGAUAUUUCAACGAUAUAUUGUGUGAUAAACGAGGGAGCUCUUAGUUGCAUUCUGCGAUAGCACAAAAACAAAUCGCGGUUGGUAAUCCAAGUGAGCGUUUUAAAUUUAUAAAAUCGAACAGCGACGAAACGUCACCCAGACCACACACUUGCGCCUUUGGCACCUGAUCCAAAUCUAUUAUAACAAUGGCUACCAUUCUGAGAGGGUUCGGUUUGGCCGAGAAUUUGGCCAUCAAAAACGGCACAAAAAUUUUGGGCUCAUUGGGAGGUUCCCAGAUUUGGCAACCACAAGUGCAGCAGAAAAGAAAUCUCAAUGUGCAUGAACACAUUAGCUACACCCUCCUCAAGGAGGCUGGCAUCCAAGUACCAAAGUUUGGUGUUGCUAAAUCCAAAGCUGAAGCGAAAGAGAUUGCCAAAAGUUUGAAUACAAAUGAUUUGGUGUUGAAAGCACAAGUUUUAGCUGGAGGCAGAGGUAGAGGUCAUUUUAAGAAAGGGCUUAGAGGUGGAGUCAAAAUGGUUUUCAGUCCAGAGGAGGCUGAAGAUCUCUGUGGUAAGAUGAUUGGAGAUUUCUUGAUUACCAAGCAAACUGGAGAGAAAGGCAGAAUUUGCAAUGCUGUUAUGGUAGCAGAAAGGAAAUUUCCAAGGAAGGAAUAUUACUUUGCAGUCAUGAUGGAAAGAUCAUUCCAAGGACCAGUAAUUAUUGCUUCUUCACAAGGUGGUGUCAAUAUUGAAGAAGUGGCUGCUGAAAAUCCAGAUGCCAUCACUUAUGAACCCAUUGACAUUAUUACAGGCUUGUCAAAGGAACAAGCAGAAAGGGUUGCUACCAAAGUAGGAUUAGGAAGUCAAAAGGAAAAAACCACAGAAAUGCUAUUAAAGAUGUAUCAACUGUUCUUGAAGAAGGACGCCCUUUUGGUUGAAAUAAACCCUUAUGCUGAAGAAUCUCCAGGCAACUUUUUCGCAUUGGAUGCCAAAUUCCGUUUUGACGAUAAUGCCGCGUUCCGUCAAAAGGAACUAUUCGCGUUGCGCGAUUGGACUCAAGAAGACCAAAAGGAAGUGGCUGCCGCGAAAUUCGAUUUGAAUUACAUUGCUUUGGAUGGUAACAUUGGCUGCAUGGUGAACGGAGCUGGUCUGGCAAUGGCUACCAUGGACAUCAUUUCUUUGCAUGGUGGAAGCCCUGCCAACUUCUUGGAUGUUGGCGGUGGCGCUACCGCUCAAGCCGUAAAGGAGGCAUUCAAAAUUAUCACAGCUGAUCCCAAAUGUCAUGCCAUCCUUGUCAAUAUUUUCGGUGGUAUCAUGAGAUGCGAUGUCAUUGCGGAAGGUAUUAUCGCCGCUGCCAAGGAAUUGUCCAUUAAACUACCUAUUGUGUGCCGUCUUCAGGGUACCAACGUCGAUGAUGCUAAAGUGCUUAUCGGCAAUUCUGGUUUGAAGAUUUUACCCGUAGAUAAUUUGGACGAGGCAGCUAGGUUGGUCGUCAAGUUAUCUAAGAUUGUUAGCAUGGCUAAGGAUGCCAAAUUGGGUAUUAACUUUGAAAUGCCUCUAUAAGCAAUUACGCUAUUAUCGAUUUUUAUUUAAAAAGAAAAUUUAUCAAAUUUUUUAAACGAAAAGACAAGAAUCUUUUUAGAAUUUUUUUUUGCUUUUAUGCAAUGUUUCUAAAUUAAUUUAUAACGCGCAAUAGUAUUUCCAUCAUGCAUUAUUAUGUGUUAUUGAAAAAUUAUUAAAUUAUAAUUUGUA
This is a messenger RNA of Nicrophorus vespilloides, 1821 nucleotides long. It is a transcript of the gene ScsbetaA, whose product is annotated as succinyl-CoA ligase [ADP-forming] subunit beta, mitochondrial. The transcript has 6 exons. NCBI's taxonomy places the organism in Eukaryota, Metazoa, Arthropoda, Insecta, Coleoptera, Silphidae. Gene Ontology annotation, cellular component: mitochondrion; succinate-CoA ligase complex. The record is from RefSeq and is a predicted model, not a curated record. Gene Ontology annotation, molecular function: metal ion binding; succinate-CoA ligase (ADP-forming) activity; ATP binding. Bases 277 to 1632 code for a protein of 451 amino acids. Gene Ontology annotation, biological process: tricarboxylic acid cycle; succinyl-CoA metabolic process.